This is a messenger RNA of Salmo salar (Atlantic salmon), 386 nucleotides long. NCBI's taxonomy places the organism in Eukaryota, Metazoa, Chordata, Actinopteri, Salmoniformes, Salmonidae. The record is from RefSeq and is a predicted model, not a curated record.
GCGAGAGCUACGUGUGUGGCUCCAUCGAGGUCUUCAAGAAGCUCGACUACACCAAGAACGUCAACCCCAACUGGUCUGUGAAUGUCAAAGCUUCGUCCGCGGCGGCCGCCCGCGGGCCUCUAUCCCUGGGCAGCUCCAAGGCCGGACCUCCAGACACCCGGGACCAGGGGGUGAAGGAUUUCAUCCGGCCCAGGCUGGUGACGGUGGUACGGAGCGGGGUGAAACCCAGGAAGGCUGUACGGAUUCUGCUCAAUAAGAAGACGGCCCAUUCAUACGAACAGGUCCUCACCGACAUCACGGAGGCCGUCAAACUGGACUCUGGAGUGGUGAAGAGGAUCUAUACACUGGAUGGAAAACAGGUGAGCGAUGGGGAGAAAGAGAGAAUG